UUGUUGACGCGCCGCCAUCUUAAUUUCAAAAAUGGCGUCUUGUGAAGAAGCUUACAUUUUCUUUUCUUUGUAAAUAUAAAUGAAAUACCAACCUAUUUGUAUUAAUUUGGUAGUGAAUAGUGUUUAUACCAGCACAUAACAGUUUUCUAUUGUUUAGGAGCUGUUAUGGCAACUCCCAAUAAUUACAAGACAAACACUUCAAUGUCCAUGCCAAGCCCACAAGGCAACCCGCACUACAUGAUUGCGGGGCCCCCCAUGAGUUUCGGUAUGAUGAAAGGCGGUAUGAAUGCACCGCCGCACCAUAACCAAUACCAGUACCAUCCGCAAUACCAGGGUGGUCCCCCGAUGGGUCACCCGGGGGGUUACGGAGGUUGGCAGCCUCAGGGUCCGCGUUUCGGUGCAGAGAGCGCGCGGCGCUCCGCGGGCGGCGGCGCGGCCGCGGGCUCGCAGCCCGGCAAGGACGAUAAGACGAGCCCGUUCGUAAACACGUUGCAUUCACACCCCGGGUUCCAACCGCAGAAGAUUGGGAAAGGAGCUGGAGUGGGCGCCGGGCUUCCAAAGCCACCGAAGCCUCCAGAGAAGCCGCUGAUGCCUUACAUGAGAUACUCCCGUCGUGUGUGGGACAGCGUGAAAGCCUCUCACCCUGACCUGAAGCUGUGGGAGAUAGGGAGGAUCAUUGGAGGCAUGUGGAGGGACCUCCCCGAGGCAGAUAAGGCAGGGUUUGUUGAGGAGUAUGAAGCUGAAAAGACGGAGUAUGAAAAAACACUAAAAGCCUACCACAAUUCGCCGGCUUACCUGGCGUACAUAGCGGCAAAGAAUAAGGCAGUAGUAGGUAAUUUGGAGGAGGAGAGUUCGAGCAAGAAAGGCGCUUCACAGAAGGAACAACAACAACAGGACAGAAGAAUAGAUAUCCAGCCCGCAGAAGAUGAAGAGGACCAAGACGAGGGUCUGUCAGUGAAGCACGUGGCGUACGCUCGCUACCUCCGCAACCACCGGCUGAUCAACGAGAUCUUCUCCGACACGGUGGUGCCGGAUGUCCGCUCUGUGGUCACCACCGCCAGGAUGCAGAUCUUGAAGAAACAAGUGCAAUCGCUGACGAUGCACCAGAAGAAGCUGGAGGACGAGUUGCAGCAGAUCGAGGAGAAGUUUGAGAACAAGAAGCGGAAGUUCAUUGAGAGCAGCGAGACAUUCCAAGAGGAACUAAAGAAGCACUGCAAGCCGGCGGUGGAUGAGGAGACGUUCGGGCGCAUGGUGGAGCGCGCGCUGGAGCAGAUGCGGCGCGGGGGGGCGCCCGCGCCCGCGCCCGCGCCCGCCGGCAGGAGGGACGAGCCAAUGGACCAAGACCAGAAUCCGAUCAAAACAGAGACGAACGGACCCAACCCGCCAACGCAAGUGGACAAGGUGUCCACCACGGAAGUGAAGCCGGACGGCAACGUCACCACCGAGUUGAACAAACCGGAAGUAGAGGUCAAGAAGGAGGAGAAUGGUACCAAUGGGCCGGAGAGCGAAGGAGCCGUAAAAGAAGAGAAGCCGGAGAAACCGGAGCCCCGGGAGCCCCCCGCGGCGCCCCCCGCACCCCACAUGGCGUCCCCGCCGCAUCACCCCAUGAUGAUGCCCGCCCCAGCGCCACAUGGCGGCCCGCCUCCGCCUCCAGGCGCGUACGGGUCGUACGGCGGGCGGUACUACGGCGGGUACGCGGGGGGCUUCCCCGGAGGGUACCCCCACUACUACCCCGCGCCGGAACACUUCGCGCACCCCCACCACGCGCACCCGCCGCCACAUGACGUGAAGCCGGAAGAGCCGCCGGCCAAGAAAGAGAGCGAAUGAUUAUCGCCGAAGCGCGUCGUGAAACGGCGUCGCAAGUCCUCGCCGAAGGACAAUCAGUGAACGAUUCACUGUUCUCAAUAAAACAGGCCUAGGCUAGACUUAGAAAUAGAUUUUCUAAAUAGAGGAUACAAGAUAUCACUUAAUGUGAGGAUAACGUUAUAGGAAUGGUUAAUUUAAUAUAGAAAUUUAUUGUUAACUUUUCUCAAUUUAAAUAUUUUUUAAAUGUUGACUUUCUAUUUAUGUGACAAAUUGUUGUAUACAAUAAGUGGUCAUUAGCGUAGUGACAUGGAUUUUUUCUUGUGAACUUGACGUAUUGAGUUCUAGCCUCGGUCAGAUCAAAAUGGAAAAUGAUCUUUAACACAUUGGCCAGGUCUAAGAUGUUUUUUUUUUAUAAUUUCCUAAUAUAGUUUGAGUAGAACCACAAGGUUUAACUACUUUUACUGACUAGUGAUGGGUGAUUUGUCCUUAUAUUUUUAUACACCUACGUUCUCUAGCAUUUUUUGCGUUAUUAUAAAACUAGUCUAGGCCUGUUUAGUAAAUACUAAGCCCAGAAUUUGGGUAUUUUUUGAGGUGUCAGCCAAAACCAAUAUUGUUUUGGACUGCCAUUGGACCUCAGUGACAAGUGAAUAUUAUUAAAUAUGACAUUAUAGUAUGUAAAUUCCAUUCAUAUUUUGUAUAACCGAUUUAUGAGUUGAUUUAAUUAUUAGUUGUAUGAAUGAUGUAUGGAUAUAAAUAUAAUUAUAUGAAUCA
Messenger RNA from Amyelois transitella, 2577 nucleotides. RefSeq names its product SWI/SNF-related matrix-associated actin-dependent regulator of chromatin subfamily E member 1 (gene Bap111). Gene Ontology annotation, biological process: negative regulation of DNA-templated transcription. Gene Ontology annotation, cellular component: SWI/SNF complex. Gene Ontology annotation, molecular function: nucleosomal DNA binding; nuclear receptor binding. Bases 166 to 1827 code for a protein of 553 amino acids. NCBI's taxonomy places the organism in Eukaryota, Metazoa, Arthropoda, Insecta, Lepidoptera, Pyralidae. The transcript is spliced from 15 exons. The record is from RefSeq and is a predicted model, not a curated record.